UCGGCUGCAGGACUGCCCCUGACGUCGAGUCUUUGGAUUUUCUUUAAAGAAGACGUUUUGCGUUAUUUUCAACGCUUAUUUAGACUGGCUUGCUAAAAAAACAACAACAACAACCCCGAAUUGGUCAUAAUUACAGGAGCAGGUUUCGCUGUGCGUGGUUUUGAGAAGUGAAAGAGCUCGUGCGUGAGUGAACGUGCACUUCGCGCUGAGUUUCCUGGAGCGGAGACAGACUGACUGACUGACCGACAGACUGACGGUUGAUAUCAAACACUCCUGCACAGCUGCGUCAAGUCCUCACUCCUACAGUAGACGACGAGCAGGAUGUCGGAGGUUAAAGUAACCGAGGGCAGGGUGAGUGUGGAGAUGUGUAGCCAGCCGCUGUUCUACCGCCAGGCGCUUCCCUCAGCCGGAGAGCCCAGGCUGUGUGUGUUGCUGCUGCACGGGAUCCGCUUCUCCUCACACGACUGGGUCAGGAUCGGAUCCCUCAGCAGCCUGGCCGCAGCCGGAUACCGAGCCCUGGCUAUAGACCUGCCAGGUCUUGGUGAGUCGAAGGCAGUGGAGGCUCCUGCAGUGGUGGGUGAGCCGGCCCCUGCAGAGUUUCUGAGGCAGGUGUGUGACGGCUUGAACACCGGGCCUGUAGUGGUGAUCAGCCCCUCGCUUAGUGGCAUGUAUUCGCUGCCCUUUCUCUUCCAGCACUCGGAGCGGUUGAAAGCAUAUAUCCCUGUAGCUCCCAUCUGCACUGACAAGUUCAAGGCUGAACAGUACAAGGCUGUACAGGUCCCAACUCUCAUUGUGUAUGGAGAUCAGGACACUCAGUUAGGUCAAUUGUCACUAAACAACCUGAAGAAUCUGCCCAAUCACAAGGUGGUGGUUAUGCAGGGGGCUGGGCAUCCCUGUUAUCUUGAUGACCCAGUGACUUGGCAUAAAGCUGUCCUCGAGUUUUUGCACACACUGUUGUAAUCUGAACACAACUAGCCACGUAUGGGGUGAUUAUUACUCAGUGAUUACAUUUGAUUUCUACUAAUGAUCAGAAGAUACGUAUAGUUUCAUUCCUGUUUAGAUUAGGUACUUUAGACUAGCUGCCUAAAGAGAGGGCAAAAUCCCUUGCUGAUGUGAACACACAGACUUUCAUAACAAUUUAACUAAUUGGCUAAGUGAGAAAAAAAUUGGGCAUCAUUCCACCACAGCGAGGGAAAUUAUGGCUGUAGCAUUGUUUCCUUGAACCUCUCAAGACAAUAUUUGAUUGCUUCGCUAAAGAUUUAAAUAUUAUUGGAAAUUCUGUGGCACCGAACACAGGCUUUAUUUUCCGCGUUAUUGUUAAAUUUUUUUGCUACUUUAUCAAAAACUCCCCAUUUUAAUGUGCAGAUCGUAUUUCAGUGUCAGAAUAUCCCUGUUUGUUCUAGGGAAGUUUAACCACCAUAGCGAAAGCCAUUACACAACAGCUCUUUAAAAAAAUAAAUUGUGCAACACUUGCCACACUGUUAAUAAACUUACAGGGGUUACUAUCACUAAAAAAGUGCUUUUGUUUUCUCAUCAGUCACCCAGUUAUCAUUAACAUAUUGCAAAAUAAUUAAAUCCUAAGGUUUAUUUUUAUAAAUGGGAAAAAUUAUUUAGAAACAUUUCAAUACAGUUAUAACGCUCUUGAAAUGAUUCCCUUGUUAUGUACCUCAUUUUACACCAUCUUUGUCUGGAUGUAUGUGAUUUUGUCAUGCUCCACAUGCUGCUCUGCUAACUUCAGGGCAUACACUAAGUGGGUAAAUGACACACAAUUAAAAUACUUUUCACAUGUUCUUAUUGUUCUGAACAAAUCCUUUU
Molecule: messenger RNA, 1815 nt
Organism: Clarias gariepinus (North African catfish)
Lineage: Eukaryota; Metazoa; Chordata; Actinopteri; Siluriformes; Clariidae
Gene: abhd14b
Product: abhydrolase domain containing 14B
Exons: 3
Coding region: 322-960 (212 amino acids)
Cellular component (GO): cytoplasm
Source: RefSeq, a predicted model, not a curated record